AUGAGGAUCCUGUCUUGGAAUGUGAACGGGAUCAAAACGUUGCCCUUCUACCACCCGUGAGUGCGAGUGGAGGUGUUGACCGCCUGCUGCGAUCAGGGUAUGAACUGACUGACGCUUUUUGGAUGUCGUGUGCUCGUGCUCGUACAGGUGGAAUGCACUCAAGGAGCACGAAAAGAUCAUUGAGGCCUUAGAGGCCGAUAUCGUCUGCAUCCAGGGUGGGGUACACCUUCCUCGUUCAGUCCAGCGCGUUCUCGUCGCGCGCAACUGACCAUUGCCGGUUGAACUCCGCCUUUGGGGAGACAGAGACCAAGAUCACGCGCAAACUGAUGGGCAAAGACCUGGCCGUAAUGAACGGGUUUGACGCCUUCUUCUCCUUCCUCCGUCCUCCGGCUGGACGCCACGGGACCGCCAUCUUCACUCGUCGAUCGGCGUUGGUCCCCGUCAAGGCCGAGGAAGGAUUGAGCUCGGUGCUGAUCCCGAGCUCGACGGCGAACGAAGGUCGCAUCGGGGGCUAUCCAUGCUUCUCGGACCAGGAUGAUUGGACACAUGAUGAUGUGGUCAAGCUCGAGAGUGAAGGCAGGACGACCGUCAUCGAUUGUGGCAUGUUCGUCCUGAUCAAUUUGUCAGUGGCCGAUGUACACUUUCCUCGUGGCUUCUCAUCCGUGUUGAUGUCUGGCCGAGCUUCUUCACAGAUACUCGCCCAAUCUGACGAACGAGGACCGCCUCAAGUUCAAGAACGACUUUAACGUGCUCAUCGACACUCGUGUGCGCAACCUCAUCCAGCUCGGUCGUGAAGUGAUCGUCGUCGGCGAUUUGGUGAGACGUCUCGGGUGAUCUUAUUAGUCGACAGCUCCCGAUUCUGACCAGAGUUUCCUUCGUGUCUCACAGAACAUCGUGCUCCAUUUGAACGAUACGAGUGAACCACACAACAUCAGCAAAGAUGGUGACGUGUCCCAGUUUGAUGCACCGCAGUACCGUCGGUGGCUGCAGAGCUUCGUCGGUCCCUCCGGCCCCAUGAUCGACAUCGUUCGGCACUUCCACCCCAACCGUAAAGGGAUGUACACCUGUUGGGACACCAAGACCGAAGCGCGCAAGAGCAACCACGGCGCACGCAUCGAUUACAUCCUCAUUACCCCUGGUCUACGACCCUGGGUCAAAGAAGCCGAUAUUCAAGCCGACGUUCCGGGAUCCGAUCACUGUCCCAUCUACGUCGAUUUCCAUGAUGAGAUCGAGAUCGAGGGUAGAGGGACCGUCAAGCUAUGGGACGAGAUGAACCCGAAACGGAGUGGAUCGGAUAGGGACCCGGCCAAGCAGCCUGAGGCCCCGCAAUUUGCAACUAGGUUCUACUCCGAGUAUUCGAGCAAGCAGAAGAGCAUCAAUGCUUACUUCACCAAAGGGCGCGUACCGAGCGCAACGGCUCCCCCUUCGCCGGUACCUCCUACUGCAUCGGCCUCAUCUCCUUCUUCCGUUCAGCCAGCUUCACCUGCUUCUCAGUCGUCGAAUGUACCUUCGGACAGGGCCUUGGGCAAACGUCCUGCCGUUCCAGAACCCGAGCCUUCUCCCCCACCCCCACCAGGUGGCCAGCAAAAGCUCUCCGGCUUCUUCAAGCCCCCACCGCAGCCCAAGCCCGCGAAGAAGACCAAAAUCACCAAGGCGAGUAAAGUCAAAGUCUCCAAGGCCAAGACCAAAGAAUCGACGUCAUACACUCCCCUGGUAGCGUCGGCAAGCACGUCCACACACCCCGCAGCUUCUGAAGCGAUCGAGCUCCUUUCCUCCUCCGACGAAGAUGAACCCACUUCAAGCUCUUCCUUCACAACGACAACGAACUCAACUUCGACUCGAGCACGUUCCUGCGCAGCCGAAUCACCCUCCGAAGUUUUCGAUCCGUCCGAUCUAGAAGCCGCUUACGAAGCCGCGAACGCGACGACGACGCAGUGGAAUUCCAUCUUUGCGACCAAGGCCGCGCCGUUGUGCGAUGUGCAUCAAGAACCGGCCAGGCUUUGGACGGUCAACAAGUCGGGGAUUAAUAAAGGAAGGAGGUUCUAUCUUUGUGCUAGGUAGGUUCUUCGUCGGAGUCGCUCGGUUCUUCAUUGGGGAAGUGAGAUGUUGAUGUGGGGGGCUUUUGUGAUGCUGUGCAGACCCGUCGGUCCUGGGUACGAUAAUGGUAAACGACCCAAAUCGAGCGUCAACCCAGAAUGGCGUUGCGAUUUCUACCAAUGUGCGUCCGACUCAUCAUGGCCUUGAAAUGUCAAGAUAGUGACUCGAAGCUGACCUCUUGGUCUUAUUAGGGGAGACCCAAGUCAAGCGACCGGCUGGGAUCGCCUUGGAUCGAGCGGGCAAAAAGGCCAAGUCUUAA
Molecule: messenger RNA, 2356 nt
Organism: Microbotryum saponariae
Lineage: Eukaryota; Fungi; Basidiomycota; Microbotryomycetes; Microbotryales; Microbotryaceae
Source: the annotation of a GenBank genome assembly